Molecule: messenger RNA, 1310 nt
Organism: Rubroshorea leprosula
Lineage: Eukaryota; Viridiplantae; Streptophyta; Magnoliopsida; Malvales; Dipterocarpaceae
Source: the annotation of a GenBank genome assembly
ACAUGUGUGCAAGUGUAGGAGAAUAAUAUGCACCUUAUUUAUUGCCCCUUAAAUAACUUCUAGCCAUGCUAAUGCGCAACAAGUGGCUGGGUGGUUGGCUAAUGCACUUAAUGCUAUUUUUCAAUUUCCCUUUUUGUCAUCUUCUUCAACUUCCCUUUUUGUCAUCUUCUUCAACCUUCUUCAAAACUUUUUUAGUUUUAUCCCCUUCUUAGAAGCUGUCAACCUCCACCAUUCUUGCACUUCUAUUCCUCAUCAAUCUUCAAUGAAAUUUUGUGGAUUUUGCAUCAACAUGACUAGGUUCUUCCUAAAAAGCACACUUUUGUGUUGAUUCGUCAUCAAGAACCUUUAGAUUGUGGUUUCUUGAACCAUGAGAUUAUGGUAGAGUGUAUUUCACUAGCUAUCCACUUGGUUAAGGGUGUGAGAUUUCCGUUGGCUUUAUUGAUAUUAUGUACACUUUAUCAUAUGGUUGACUUGCUUCAUUCUGAUGAAAUUCUUGGUGCUAGUUAUUCUAUCAUCGAGACGUAUUUGUGUUUGUCUUUGCUACAAAUGUUUGCAUGGGAGAGAUUUCAUUCAUACCACUUUGGUCAUGUUGCCAAAGGGAAAGCCUUGAAGGAAUACCUUUUGGCGAUGUGUGGUUACACUAGUGGGACAGCUCCGUUAACUUACUCUUGGAUAGGAAAAAGAAAGGUAAAAGGGCAAGUCCUAGAGGCUGAUGGCUUUCUUGAUGACCAUGGCAACUUCAACUUUCACACAUACAAGACAAUGCUAGGGGCUCUACCUAAGCCAUCUAGAGAUGCUCGAAGUGACUGUACCAUUCAUGCUGCCAUGCAUUACAUGGUGGGGAACAUGGGGCCUAGAGUGUUAUUGCCUAAACAGAGUUACGAGGUGGUAAUUGAUGAUGCUGGAGCUGAAGGUGAAGCCAACGAAGUUGUCCCUUCAAAGAAACCAAUCCUGGGUAAAAGGAAAAGUGUAGCCUAUCCACCCAAAAGCAAAGCGCAAAGGAUUUCUACUUCGUUAGCCAACAAGCAAAGCAAGGCUACAGCACCCAUGCCCUCCAAUGGUAAAAACUACCAAGGAGAAAAGGACGGGUGAUGAUAGUGAGAACAACAAGAGUUCUUAGGGUGAGCCAAAUCCUAAGGUGAUUGAGCGAAUCAAGAGAUUGAGACCUGUUUGUGGAGGUAAGCACUUGGGUGAGAAGUACUAUGAUUCGAGCGCUUUGCUUCAGCUAUGUAUAUGCUAGAUUUUUCCCUUGUGUGCUAUGAUUGUUGUUGACCUCACUAAGAAUCCUCCAAUAUAUGGGUUAAUGUUUG